CGUCCGAGCGCCCGAUUGAACCAGAUGGUCUCAAACCUCAGCCCCACACCCCUCCCGACCACCCCGGCGCAGACCCGUGCCCUAAACGCAGUCUCCCUUUCUCCCCAGCGACUGUUUUGGCGUAUCCUCGGCGCACGGCGGUUGACUUCCUCUCCAUCGGCGAACGGCGGCAAGCUCUUGUCGUUGCGGCGUUUUCCUCGGCGAACGGUGGCGGCUUCUUCCUCUCCUGGUAUCUCUCUGUCUUUCUCCUCCUCCUCUUCCUCCUUCGUGGUCGCACACUGCCUUCUUCUCAUGGCAAGAAGUGGAGACCGAGGAGCAAAGGAAGGCGAAGAAGAAGAGGAACAUCACCGAAACCCCUUCCUUUCUAAUAGCAUCAACAAGCCUUGGACUUCCAAAACUCAGUUCAGGAGUGAAGUAUCCAAGGCUUGUUGGGAUGAGGAGAUGGGGAUGGGAGAGAUCAUUGAAAAGAAGGGAAGCAUGUGGGCCACUACCGGAGUCAUUCGGAACGGCAAGCUAUAUUGUCACAUUGAAGAAAUCCUGUUUUUGGCUGAAAGAGGGGCAUUGAUUCUCACAAGUCCUGAUGGUAAGACAAUUAAUGUUGGAGAUGUAUACAAGAUGAUUCUAGGAUCAAAGUUUGGGUGUUCCUGGGAGUCCUUCGAGGCGUACAGGCACUUAAAAUCACUUGGCUACAUAGUUCAGCGAUAUGGCAUACCUUGGACAUUGAAGAAUGAUAUUAUCUUCUGUAGCUCCAAUUCACCAUCAGAAAAUAAUACAAGAUGUUUUGAAAUUUCAAACUUAUUACAAGAUAUGCAGAUCAGUGAGUUGAAGCCGACAUUUAAAGUAUAUCUGCCUAAUAGCAAGUUUCGAAAAUCUUCUCCCGGUGAUCCAAGUUUCCUGCUCUGUUUGUUAAGUGGGAAUCCACCUUCAAGAUCCGAAGUAGAAAAUCUUGAGAAAAAAUGUGAUGGUCUACCCUUGAAGUUCUGUUACGUAGACCAUGGACGGGUCAGUUUCUUUUCGUUUGAUAAAGAACGACUCCCAACCUUGCCGUGAUAUUGGUUGACAAGGAAAACUAUUCUGCUCGUAAGCUGGAUGCAUGUGUACUGAUGAUGAUACGUAGUCUUAUGGGAGGAAUCGAUUUGUGCGGGAGAUCAGGCAUGAUGACGGAAGCCUUGUGUUUGCCUAUUGUAAGGAUCAUACGUUUGAUUAAAAAUUCUUAUGCAUGCAUAGUUUACGGGGUGAAGGAACAAGCGACGACGACGAUGGCUAAUGUCACUGCUGAAUGGAAAUGUUAUGUAACUCUACAUUUAUCAUCAUCGUCGUCUUUUUGGAACGAGAAUUUAAGAGAGUUUUAUCUCUCUAGGAUGCAGGUCAUGAUUUUUCUUUUUUUUUUUGUUGGAUAUAUGGCUUAUUUCCUUGGAUAUGCUUAUUGAGUUAGAUAAAAUACUGUUUCAUAUGAAAUGUAAUCCAAUGUAUUGACGAGUUUAUUGAUCUUUUGCUUUUGAUA
Messenger RNA from Musa acuminata AAA Group (dessert banana), 1504 nucleotides. RefSeq lists its product as uncharacterized. Lineage: Eukaryota; Viridiplantae; Streptophyta; Magnoliopsida; Zingiberales; Musaceae. The transcript has 5 exons. Bases 25 to 1050 code for a protein of 341 amino acids. Gene Ontology annotation, cellular component: tRNA-intron endonuclease complex. The record is from RefSeq and is a predicted model, not a curated record. Gene Ontology annotation, biological process: tRNA-type intron splice site recognition and cleavage.